AUGCGUUUCCAUUUUUUGAACUUGAACUUUGGUGUGAGUGUAGUUUUCACUACAAGAAAAAGGGGAGUACGCGGCAGUUUGUUUCCGGCGUUUGUACAAAACCCCACCUCCGUCGACCUCACCAUCGACUUUAUAUCCUGCGUCGGCCGGCCGAUCUACUGUUUGUACCCCUUAUCUACCUUUUUUUUUUUUCUCUUCGUUUCAAGGUAACCCUAAAUCGUUCUUUAAACCGUGCGAAUCAGACCUUAAUCGAAGCCUAUUGAGUUGAUUCGAAGGCUGCUGUCUCUGUCUCGAGCCUAGUUGUACCUGAUUCGAGGAUAAUCGAGUCCUAAUCUACAUCUUUGGUUUACGAAAUCGAGUUGGGUCGAAGUUUUAAGCCCUAAUCAGAUUCCCGAAGUUAUUCCGAGUGGAUUUCGACCCACAAGCAAGGAUUUCGACCCCUUUUCUGCGUGCAACUAUGGAUUUCGCGCAACUUGUCUGAUUGGGGACAUUUCGAACCAGAUUAGAGCCUUUCAACUUCGAUCUUCUUCAGCUGCAGGCCAAACACGAGGAAGGUGCAACUAGUGGGAGAUAACUAGAGAUUGAGGUUACAUGGAACGCUUCUACAAUGCUAGGUGACGAACUGCUUUAGUGGUUGGAGAUGAGUACCUAUUAUGCUUGAGAAAAAAGAUGAUUGGGAGAUUGUGUUUGAUAAAGGCGCGCGGGGCACUGUUUAUUUUGGGGACUUAGUGUUUAUUUUCUUUGACUUGUUUGUCUUUUUUUCCCUUGACUGUAUUUUAUUGAGUAUGAUUACAUAUGAACAUGAAUUUGGAUUGCAAAAGUAUGAAUUAUUGUUUCUAUUGUUUCUUUUUGCUAGUAUAUAUGGAUUCUAAAGUUUUGUUGUUUGGAUAUCAACAGCAUUCUUGCAGUUUUUUUAAAAAAAUAAAAUAAAAAAUUCCCGGCAUUUUUGUAAACCCCGGUAAAACCCACCCUGCCGGAAUCGAAAAAGUCACAACCUUGGACUUUUCCCGGUGUUUUUGUAAACUCCGGUAAAUCUCUGCCGGAAUCGGAAAAAGUCGCCGGCCUUGGACUUUUCCCCGGGGUUUUUGUAAACGCUGACAGUAGUAAUAAAAACGCUGGCGAACAUUACCGGCAUUUAUCAAACACCGGGAACUAUUCCCGACAUCGGCAGUCGUGGCGUUCACUAAAAACGCCGGGGGAAACGCCGGGAAGACUUUUGCCGGCGUUUAUAAAACGCUGGGAAGGCCAAGAUUUCUUGUAGUGUGCUACUUUCUUUGUGGAUCUUGAUCUGAUAAUCUACUAUGAUAUUCUGAAAUUUGAAUAAGGAUUGGGUUUUGCUUUUCGCCAUGCUAUACCACAUUUUGGUCUUGUUAUGUAGCAUUCAUAAUGGCAUAGCUGCUGGGUGCUUUUGCCUUCCCUACACCGGCUACCCUACAAGAUUCAAUUCAAUGCUUUGUAGAUGCCAAGCUAUUGCAAGGACAUCAGAAUGGAGAAAUUUGUUUGAACAUCAGGUUUUUGUUCAAUCUCAAUAAUCUUAGUCUGUGUGAUAUUUUCAGAUUAUUAUAAUCUCACGAAAUGCCGCGAAAGCUAACCAGGCGCCACCGAUUUUCAAAACCUCGGCCUUUCACGUUCUCCCCAUUUGCUCGAUCAGCGGCACAAGUUGCUAUGGCAUUCAAGGUCAAGCGUCAGAUCCAGAACUCCAAGUUUCAAAGAAAAUCUUCCCCGACUUCUGCAGGUGGCAAGUUUCCAUUUGACGCUUCAAAAGAUAAGAAGAGCGAAUCUGGAUCUUCUGACGAAGGAGAGUUUGAAGGAGUUGUUCAAGCAGACUUUGCUUUCUUUGAUCCCAAACCUGACGACUUCCAUGGAGUGAAGGGCCUGCUGCAGACAUACAUUGACAAUAAGCAAUGGGAUCUGAGUGGUUUUGUGGACCUGAUUUUGGGGCAGACCACAGUAGGUACCAUAGUUAAAAUUGAGGACGAUGAAGAUGAUACACCUUAUUCUCUAGUUACUGCUCUUAACUUGGGAAGAUACAAGGAUCAUAGAUGUAUGAAGGAACUCAAAGAGUAUUUGCUUAAAGUAUGCAAGGAAGAGGAUGUACUAAAUAACUUGAGAUCAUUUUUGGGAGCGCAAGCACAAAAUGUUGGGCUCUUGGUUUCUCAGAGGGUUGUAAAUCUUCCUCCCCAGCUUUUGCCGCCUCUUUAUGAUGCCCUCUUUGACGAAGUCUCGUGGGCUACAGAAGAUGAGCCGACAAAGGAGCUUAGGAAGUCCUUCUGCUUUAAGCACUAUGUAUUGGUCACCAAAAUCUAUGAGCAUAAGAAUGCUGGCCAGAAAGAGGGGGCAAGUAGUAGCAUUGACGAAGCUAUAAUCUACACUAAGCCAGAAGAUGAAAUUAUUCACCAGCUCAGUUCAUGGUCCUUCAGGUUCCCAUUACUUACUCAGCAGCUUCCAACACAUGAGCUAAGAAGUUACCGGUUAGUGGGUUUACUUAUGGCCUUAGAAGCAGAAAAAGUUCCUACAUUCCGGCAACAGUUGCAUUCUUUGAUAAAUGAAUCAUGAUGCCAUCAAAAGGUGCUCCAUUUUAUGAACGCUGUUGUUGUUUUUUCAUCCGACACAUCUUCGCUAUAAUUUUGGCGAUUCCAGCUUAUCAUCAUCUUUGGGGGAUUUCUUUGGUGACCGUGAUGGUAUUUUGAAUAGGCCGGAUGCCUUAAAUUUUGUUUUUCAUCUUCCUGUACUCAAAGGAGCAUUGCUUUUAUGAUAGUUUCUUCUUUAUUUAUCUUAGAAACAGAUGUUAGUAAAUUUCUUUUAUUUCUGUACUUAAAAGGAGAAAUGUGAAGGAAACAUGGCAAUGUUCUUUCAAUCCUCCACUUGGCAACAGAAAAAUUGUAUUUCCAUCCUUGUAGUUUAUGCUGAUGGCAGUGUUUUUUUUUCCCUUCCA
Molecule: messenger RNA, 2935 nt
Organism: Rhododendron vialii
Lineage: Eukaryota; Viridiplantae; Streptophyta; Magnoliopsida; Ericales; Ericaceae
Product: protein BCCIP homolog
Exons: 11
Coding region: 1576-2556 (326 amino acids)
Cellular component (GO): nucleus
Source: RefSeq, a predicted model, not a curated record